GCUGCAUUGCACCAUGACGCGCAAGUCAAGGGGAGAGCGCUGUCGCUCAAUGGGUUAAACGUUACUGUUGUAUAUAGACUCCAUGAUGACCUGUGUUUUUCAGGAGCGACGUGUGACCGCUGUAUCCAUUGAGGUAAAGAAAUCCGAACACAAAUAUGUUACUGGACCCAAAGGACAUGCAUUACAAGAGAUUUUUGCAUCCACAGGUGGGUAUAGUAAAUGAAGAACACUUGAAGCAAGUCUAAUACAUGUAGUUAGUUUCUUUUUGGUGUGCGAUAAAUAUAGUCCAAGUUAAGCAGAUUCAACUGUUUGUUUUCAGGAGUAUCUGUUGAAAUGCCACCUUUGGACUCGGACACGGAAGUAAUCACUUUACGAGGAGAACCAGAUAGACUCGCCACAGCCUUGAUCCAGGUUUAUGAUAGAGCUAACAGGGUGGGCGUUUAUAAUAAUUGUAAAUAGUAAAAUGCUAUUAAUUGUGUAGAUUUCAGAAUAAUAUAUAUAUGGGAUGCUGUGCAGUUAAAAACAAAUAUUUCUAAGCAAUUUCCAACCGGCGGCCUUUUAUAAAUACUACGUUUAAACAAAGGUAUACUGUAGAUCCUAAGAUUCUUGAUUGUGUAAUGAAACACCAAGGGCAUGCAGGCAUUCCAAUAUUUAAUAGUUUUAACAGCGAAAUUGCGCAUGUCUUCGGUCUUGUAUUUUAUGUCUACCAUUUGUUCGCCAAUACGACUUACUGAUUUAACCUGCCAAUCAAGUACCACUGGUCAUAUCUUCCACUAACUUAAAUGAGUUCAUGUUUACACUGUAGCGAUCGAAUACUGAGAGAAUCUCUUUGGCUCCCAGUUUUGGACAAUGGGGUCACAGUAUUUCAGCUGGAUUGAAUAAUUCUUCACAAAAACAAGAUCAACCUGAGGGGAACAGAUAUUCCACAUUAAGUGGCGCAGAUAUGCCACCCAGCCAAACUUACGAUCCCAGAAGAUCUUCAUCGGCUUGUACAAGGUAAGAAACUGAAUCUAUAUUGUAUACGUUUUUGUUGUGCUUUCAAAGGAUAAAAACUCGUCAAGAUAAAGGAUAAAACCGCCGAUCUAAGGUAGAGCGGUGAUUAAAGUGCUUAUGCAAAGAAAUUUCAAACCAUUUUUUAUGAUUGCAUUGUAAAGAAAAUCCAAAAUGACUAAUCAUUAGAUAAUUUGCCAAAAUAUUUUAGCCUGAAUGUUUAUUUCUUGAGAUAUUUUACAGUAUUUUAUACGCAAAUUAUCCUACUAUAGGACGUCAAAUUGCAUCAUUAUAUGCAUUUCUGAAAAAAUACUUGCAUGUAUAUCUCUUGCAUGCACAUACAGUAGUUCAUUCAAUUUUGUCGACACAUGACAUAUAUUUGUAGUAUGCUGACAUAACACAUUUUCACGGUUUUGAUAGAGAGGCUACAAUAAAAAAUGGGGCAAACGAAAUCAUGGACAAGGCCACAGAAGUUUCAGAUAGAGUACCACAAACAUUAGGGAAUACGGCUGAAUUAUCAAUUAUCUUUGAUUCUGGUCCAUUGGAACAGAUAAAGAGUGACAAUAAGGAUAAAAGCUUGGAUAAUUCCCGUAGUCAUGUUGUGGAUACGAAGUUUUUGGAUGAUAAUGACGCACACACGGAUGUUAAUUCUGAGAAAACUGAAACGAAAGUUAAUGAAGCCAUAGCAGAUACAAAAAAGAUCUUUG
This is a messenger RNA of Paramuricea clavata, 1697 nucleotides long. The record is from the annotation of a GenBank genome assembly. NCBI's taxonomy places the organism in Eukaryota, Metazoa, Cnidaria, Anthozoa, Malacalcyonacea, Plexauridae.